AUGUCUGCCGUCGCCGUCCCCCCUUUCACCGAUUCCUACCUCAUCCUCUCAAUCUACCCUAAUGCCUCCCAAUCAGAGGUCUCUAAGGCCUGGAAACGACUCGCUCUUUCCCUCCACCCAGAUAAAAACCCAAAAAGAGACACCACCGAGAGAUUCCAGCGGCUACAAGACGCAUAUGAUGCCAUCAAGACGAAGAGAGCACGCCAGCACCACGACACCCUUCGGACCCAGCACUUGGCUGCUCUGGAAGCAGCAAGAAUGGCUGCAGAAGCCGCAGCAUUAGCUGCAAGAGAAGCGAAGCAAGCGAGAGAGAGCUGGGAAAGAGAUCAAAAACAGCGAAAGCAGCGAGAGAAGCUGAGAAGAGAAAAGGAUGCCCAUCGGAUCCAAAAGGAGAAGAAGGAAAAGCGAGAGAGAGCCGAAAGGCGCAUGGCUGCAGAGGAAGCAUGGCUAGUUGCCAGCAUCAUCCAAUCACUGCACCCCAGAAGACUAUCCCCUAUCGAACGAGCUCUCAACAGAGCAAAUCGGCACUGGGAGAACCAGAAGCCUAUCCUUUUCGAGUUCAAAAAUCGGAUCCACGCCAGCUACCUAGCCAGAGCUGGUAUACACUGCGAGGUACGAAAUAACCUCAUCGAGAGCAUUAUGCGACAGCAACACUCGAUACAUCAAUACCGCGGUCAAACGACAGCAACACCGCUUUCUAAAGGCGAAAACCUGAAGCGAAACAAAGAACUUUUCGCUACUUUCAAAAUCCUCCGACAGGAAAGCAUCAGUUACGAAAAACAGCAACUAGAAUGGCGCCAAUCCAUCUCCGCGGAAGCUCUCCGCAUGAUCGGCCCUCGCAACCCAUUCCUCGUUGAAAACAACACUCCCGAUUGUUUCGAGCCCGCGCGCUGUUUCUGGGAAUCCUUUACCGAGAUCUCGCGUCCCCUGGCCAUCGACGCUAGCAAACUCAGCAUGGCCUCCAGCAAGCUUUGGAACCAAGCAUUAUAUGGAUUCAUUGCCAAAGAAGCCGUGGUUGGAGUGGCGUCCAAUUCCGCUUCGGAAUCGCACGAUUUAGAUGCUUUACGAGAUAUCUGGGGACGGAAGAUGGAGGAGGGACCAUGGCAUGGUGCGCUGGGGGAUCGCCUGGGCACGCCGGUGGGAAAGGGGGGAGGGAGGAUAUUUGCGGACGUUGUUGUUUGA
This is a messenger RNA of Sclerotinia borealis F-4128, 1182 nucleotides long. The record is from the annotation of a GenBank genome assembly. Lineage: Eukaryota; Fungi; Ascomycota; Leotiomycetes; Helotiales; Sclerotiniaceae.